Mucor mucedo is the source of this 1115-nucleotide messenger RNA. RefSeq lists its product as uncharacterized. The transcript is spliced from 5 exons. The coding region runs from base 105 to 926 and encodes 273 amino acids. The record is from RefSeq and is a predicted model, not a curated record. NCBI's taxonomy places the organism in Eukaryota, Fungi, Mucoromycota, Mucoromycetes, Mucorales, Mucoraceae.
AAAAAAAAAAAACCAAAUAUUUCAUACAUAUAUAAAUUAAUUUUUGAUACUCCAUCUAAAUUUUUUCUUAUUCUUUUCCCGGGUAACUUACUUUAAGCUCUUCAAUGGCACCACCUUAUACUUAUCCUGUUGCGGGCAUACUUUACUUUGUAUCUCAUCCACAGUUAUGGGUGAAGACUAUUUGUCCGUUUCUACUGACGCUCAUCUUUGGUAUACUCUCGUUGGUACUUUCCUUUGUAUACCUCUUACCACUUCAAGCACAUGCGUUAAUUGUAGCAAAAUGUCCCGUCUGGCUUGCGUGGACAGUUUCUGUUAUUUUUGUGCUUUUGGAAUCAGCCGUGUUCGAUUUAAUAUUCUUUGCCAUCUUGCUUCCCAUCUUUCAAGACGCUUUAUUUGACGCCACUUUAAAAUCCAGAGGACUUGAACGUAUGUUUACCAAUCGUGUUGAAGUUGGCAACUUGCGCUUAUGUUGUCGAGGUAUUUCGUCCGGUCUUGCGCUUGUUUGGCUAUUGAUCUUGGCACAAAUUCUGAUUUUGAUCAUUACAGCGCCUUUACAUUUAAUACCUGUUGUAGGCACCUUUGUAGCUUGUUAUAUUAAUGGAUGGAUUGCAUGCUGGGGACAUCACCUUCAUUAUGAUUUAGAGUUCAGAGGGUUCUCCGUGAGCGAUUCCCGAAGUUUUGCUUGGAGACACAAGGCUGAUUAUUGUAAUUUUGGCGUUGUGGCUGUUGCACUUGAAUUGAUUCCGUUAUUUAAUCUCAUCUUUAUGUGGACGAAUGUGGUAGGAGCCGCACUUUAUGUCGGUGAUAAAUAUGAAAAGAAUGAGCGAGAGAUUGCCAAACGUAAUCGUAACAGUACCGCAUCGACUGAAAUAUUGAUUCAACACCCUAGCAUGCCUAGUAGUAAACAAGGUUUUUAUAAUGUUUAGUUUUACCUAAAUAAAAACUUUUUUUUUGACCAUCUAUGCUGAGUGUCAUAUAUAUAUAUAUAUACAUAAAAAAGGAGCUCAAUUAUCAGCCAAUCAAAUAAACAGAUGUCUACUUUUACUGGUAUUUAUGGCAACACUUUUUUUACUCCUCGGUUCCCCUUUAUAAAUAGGAUGCGCUUGUGUACCUGG